AUGCAAGAUCUCAUCCAUUACGACGGACAUGGUGAUUUUGGAAAAAGUACUUUGAAACUUGGAGACCAGCUUCCUCCAACCUUGGGCGGCGACAACGCGAUUUUGAACGCGGCCUUACUACCUUGCUUCGACAGUCAGUCUCCGCACUUCGAUACUGACGACGAACCCCGCUGUUCCCCCUUGAAGCAACCCAAGCCCAACCUGGAGGAGGGGGAGGACAUGACGGAGACCAUCGAGACUGCGAUCGAAAGCGACGCCGACGAGCUCCUCAGUGGUGCUCAGGAAGUCAGGGACGGUCUUCAUUGA
Ramularia collo-cygni is the source of this 306-nucleotide messenger RNA. RefSeq lists its product as uncharacterized. The transcript has a single exon. The record is from RefSeq and is a predicted model, not a curated record. Bases 1 to 306 code for a protein of 101 amino acids. Lineage: Eukaryota; Fungi; Ascomycota; Dothideomycetes; Mycosphaerellales; Mycosphaerellaceae.